AUGGAUUUGGAAUCGGUUAAUAGACAAUUCCUGUUGGAAUCUCAAGGAUUUUUAGAACCCAUAUCAUCAUCCGGAAGUGGUGGGGGUGGUGGUGGUGGUGGUGCGGGUUCUUGUACUUCAAGUUCAUCGGCACAUAGCGAUUUAUUUUUUUACGAUGAUAGUUCAAAUUCGGAAAUGUCAACAUAUUCUUACGGUACCGACGAUGAAAACAGUCCGGAAAGUGCAGGAAGUUCGAAUAGAAGAAUAGUUAGACAUAGAAGAAGGAGUAAAUGUUUACAACAGCAAGUUCAACAAAGGCAAGCAGCUAAUUUAAGAGAAAGAAAAAGAAUGCAAAGCAUAAACGAUGCUUUCGAAGGUUUGAGAGCACACAUACCGACAUUACCCUAUGAAAAACGUCUUUCUAAAGUUGACACACUUAAAUUAGCCAUCGGUUACAUUAAUUUUUUAAGCGAAUUAGUAAGAAAUGAUAAAAAUGGAGAAAAUGGUUUAAGUUUAAAAACGGGUAAUUGCAAUCAUAGAGAAGAACCUAAAAAAAUUCUCGUUCGAGGAUAUUACGGAGGUACUCAUAGUCUUUCGUGGUCUAGUAACAAAGAAAACGGUUGUAAUGGUAUAAUGCAUGCUAAAGUUUGGACACCUGAAGAUCCACGUGCAUCAAAAUCAACGUCAACCGCGGGAAAUUAUUCAUCGUAUUCAAAUUAA
This is a messenger RNA of Pediculus humanus corporis (human body louse), 699 nucleotides long. Its product is annotated as Pancreas transcription factor 1 subunit alpha, putative. Gene Ontology annotation, molecular function: DNA-binding transcription factor activity, RNA polymerase II-specific; protein dimerization activity; RNA polymerase II transcription regulatory region sequence-specific DNA binding. The record is from RefSeq and is a predicted model, not a curated record. Lineage: Eukaryota; Metazoa; Arthropoda; Insecta; Psocodea; Pediculidae. Bases 1 to 699 code for a protein of 232 amino acids. Gene Ontology annotation, biological process: regulation of transcription by RNA polymerase II; developmental process. The transcript has 4 exons.